This is a messenger RNA of Moneuplotes crassus, 1980 nucleotides long. The record is from the annotation of a GenBank genome assembly. Lineage: Eukaryota; Ciliophora; Spirotrichea; Euplotida; Euplotidae.
AAUAAUUCAAAAUGAUAUCUACCGCAUAUUUGAGUGACUCUGAUGAGGAGGAGAGUCCUCCUGAGGCUUCAGUAGAACCUCUUAAUGUCAAUAUUGGAACUCUGAACUCUUUCAGUACCAAGAACGUAGUACUAGAGCAUGAGAUUAGCAAAGAAAUUGAGUUCCAGAAGGACUAUAUCCUGUCUGUUUAUAACGAAGAGAGCCAAACUCUUGAGUUAUGAUCCCCUCCAGUCUCGAAAUAUUUUGUCUCUGCUCUGAGCUCUUUAAUAGAGUCUGAGACUCUUAUAGUGAGACAUUUAAAAAUCUCUGGAGCUAGUAUCAGAGUUUGUUCAAGGAUUCUAAAUGCUAUAGGGAAAUAUAGAAAGCCCCCUCUGAUACUGGAGGUAAAGGCCCUAGGCAAGUCAACCAUUAAAAUGGCUAAAAAUCUGAGUAAACUUUUAAAAUGGAGAAAGAAUGGAGAUCUACGAGGGAUCAGAGAAACCCAAAUAAUGUGCCUCGAAGGCCUCCAAAUCUCAAAAUCAGCCACUUUGGGAUAUAUUUUUGGCAAGAAUUUAUUUAAAAAGGAGCCAAUCUGACUAGUAGAGGAGCUUAUACUCAAGGAUAUGGGAAUUACUGAUAAGGUUCUUCUCAGUUUUGAUGAAGAUAGUGGGAACUUCCUCUCCUCAUUUCCGUUGCUAAAACACUUGAGCUUUUCGAAGAACUAUUUAAGCAUACAUGGAAUCCACUGGAUAACCAAAGGAAUGAUAAAGACUGAUAAUUUAUUUCUUAAGAAGCUCAACUUCAGCGAUAUGGGACUUAAUUCUAAAGGAGUCAAGCUUCUAGUUCAAGGGUUGACUAAUUGAAAACUAUUAAAGCACCUAAAUCUGAGUAACAACAGUAUUGAUGAUGCAGGAGUUCCUGAAAUUCUCACUUUGAUUGACCCUUCCUCAAAAGUAAGGGUUAAGCUCACAGAGCUAGACCUCAGCAACAAUAGACUCACUAGUAUUGGGUGUUCUAAACUGUUGACUUGAUUUAAGUUGAAAUAAAUUGAAAUCUAAGAAGAAAAACGACAGAAAUAUUAAGAAAUGCACUCUGAAGAAACUUGAUAUCUGUGGUAACAAAGUUGAUGUCAGUAUAAUUAACUCAUUACGUGCUGCGCUUGAAAGCAGCGGGUCGCUCUCCCAGCGUGAAAUAGACACUUGAAUUCAAAAAUGAAUCUCUGCUGAAAAAGAGAUUAUUAACAUGGAUUUGAAAGAAAUUGUGUGAUCCACACCAUCUCCAAAUAAGAAGAAUAAAGCAGUUCCAAGUGUCAGGUUUACACUUUCAAGUUUUAAGAAAAGCAAAGAUGACGAUGAAGAAAAUCUCAACCAGAUAAACGUUAGAGAAAAGGUAAUGGAUUACUCAGAGAAAGUCAGAGAGAUGAACAAAAGUAAAACAUCUCACAGUUCAAAACCUAGUGAGCUUCAGGAGCAUCCUUAUGACCCUACUGAAGACCUCAUCGAAGAGUAUUACCUCUCAGAUUCUACAGAUAACUUCGUCACUAGCUAUCAGAGAUAUAGAGAUCAAAGAAGUGCCAGGCUAGGAACUUCAGAGAAAGAGAGAAAGCCUGAUGAGGAAAAUAAUCAAUCGCUUGAUUACUCCCUGACUUCAGAAGAUUGCAAGGAAGAAACCAAGACAGAAUCUUCUGUCUCUGAUUAUUACAGUGCUGGAAAGACACGGUUCUUUGAAAGGAUCGAUAGGAGCACUAUUGAUCUUGCAUCAGACUUCCAAAGUUAUCGAUAUCAGAUUGAAAAUGCUAGUGAUGAUUCUAUUGAUAUAACUCUGACUGACAAUUCUGAGAAUGGGAAUCCACAUAAAGAAAUUGUAGUUUCAAACUAUAAUAAGCUCCUUACAGAUAUCAGAGGGGUCAUAAGAACUCAGAGAGAGAACAUUCUACAGAGGACGAGGGAAUACGAUUCUUCGUCUUCCAGUGAUUUUUAACUUAGUAAUUCAAUUUUUGCA